Molecule: messenger RNA, 1138 nt
Organism: Aethina tumida (small hive beetle)
Lineage: Eukaryota; Metazoa; Arthropoda; Insecta; Coleoptera; Nitidulidae
Gene: betaggt-II
Product: geranylgeranyl transferase type-2 subunit beta
Exons: 3
Coding region: 83-1072 (329 amino acids)
Biological process (GO): protein geranylgeranylation
Cellular component (GO): Rab-protein geranylgeranyltransferase complex
Molecular function (GO): Rab geranylgeranyltransferase activity
Source: RefSeq, a predicted model, not a curated record
GAUCUAACCUAUAAUUAAAGUUUUCUUGUCAAAAACUGAAAAUUAAAAAAAAUUUGCAUCAUAUCAUCAAAUCUUUUUAAUAAUGGCAACGCUCAUAAAAGAUGUGAAAUUGGAGAAUGUGCCGUCAGAUGUUCUAUUUGAAAAACAUAAGGAAUUUCUGCAAAGCUACGAAAAAGAUGAAAACAACUAUGAGUACGGCAUAACCGAUUAUUUACGAAUAUCGGGCAUGUACUGGGGCCUAACAGCUUUAGAGUUAAUGCAUGUGGAUACGUAUAACAAAAAGGUAGUAGACUUCAUUGUAAAAUGCCAGGAUCCGGAGACGGGCGGAAUCAGUGGUUGUAUACAUCAUGAUCCUCACAUCUUACACACCCUGAGUGCUGUCCAAAUCUUGACUAUAAUGGGAGAAAUUAAUGCGAUUGAUGUAGAGGGUGUUGUCAGAUAUGUGGCAGGCAAUCAACAACCUGAUGGGAGUUUUACAGGUGAUAAAUGGGGUGAAGUUGAUACUAGAUUUUCAUUUACCGCAGUAGCGACUUUGGCACUUCUAAACAGGCUGGAUGCAAUUGAUGUGAAUAAGGCUGUGGAGUUUGUGGAAAGCUGCAUGAAUUUUGAUGGAGGUUUUGGUUCGAGGCCUUUGUCUGAGAGUCAUGCAGGAUUAAUAUUUUGUUGUUUGGCAUUUUUGUCAAUUACAAAUAGAUUAGACAUAGUAAAUCAGGAUAAUUUGGCCUGGUGGUUAUGUGAGAGACAGUUGCCAUCAGGUGGAUUAAAUGGUCGACCUGAGAAAUUGCCUGAUGUGUGUUAUUCAUGGUGGGUUUUGUCAUCACUUACUAUAUUAGGAAGACUUCACUGGAUUAAUCAUUCUGCCAUCAAAACUUACAUUCGCGCUUGUCAAGAUACUGAAACUGGUGGAUUUUCUGACAGACCAGGAAAUGUGCCUGAUCCAUAUCAUACUCUGUUUGGAUUAGCUGGGUUAAGUUUUUUGGGAGAUGAUAGAAUUAAACCUAUUAAUCCAACAUUUUGUAUGCCUCAAAGUGUUAUUGAUAAAUUAGGUUUGAAGCCUCAAAUUCUAAGUUAAAAAUGUGAUAUAAUUUUUAUUUUAUUAAAAAUAUAAACUUACCAAAUAAAGAUCAUUUUCAUUAUA